Molecule: messenger RNA, 480 nt
Organism: Hansenula anomala
Lineage: Eukaryota; Fungi; Ascomycota; Saccharomycetes; Phaffomycetales; Wickerhamomycetaceae
Product: gluconokinase
Exons: 2
Cellular component (GO): cytoplasm
Molecular function (GO): gluconokinase activity
Source: RefSeq, a predicted model, not a curated record
GUCAUAGUCAUAGCUGGUACUGCAGGGACUGGGAAGUCCACUGUGGGUGUCGAAGUUGCUAAAAAGUACAAUUCAAAGUUCAUUGAAGGUGACAGUCUUCAUCCAAAAGAGAAUGUUGACAAAAUGUCAAAUAACAUUCCUUUAACAGAUGAGGAUAGAUGGGGAUGGUUGGAACAAAUUGCAUUACAAUCUGCAAAAGCUGCUAGUGAAGUCGAUUCAAAAGUAUCUGUUGUAUCAUGUUCAGCAUUGAAGAAAGUUUAUAGAGAUUAUAUCCAAGAAAAAUCUCAAGACACCAAGUUUGUCUUUGUGUUCUUAUAUGCUACAAUUGAUGAACUGAUUAGAAGAACUCAACUUAGAUUGAAACACUAUAUGAAAUCAACAAUGUUGGAGAGUCAAUUUGCCAUUACAGAACUUCCAAAACCUGAUGUGGAACCAAAUGCUCAAGUUAUUGAUGUUACUAAAAAGACUGUUGAUGAAGUG